GCUAUGUUAUAAGAAUUUUUUUAAAAUUACAAUGAAUAAAUGCAAAUAUUGAUAGAUAAAAGAAUCGUAGUGAGAAAACAAUAAAAGGAAAAGGGGUUUUUUAGGAUUAGGGUGAAGGGAGAAAGAAGAGAGAUGGACAAUUCCGUUUUCCUUUUCAGCUCUGCAAGUCAUGGUGGUGCUUCUUCCUUUCUUAGGGAAUACCUCUCAAACUCCAACAUAAACAAUGCUGACGACUCCACCUUCUGUCUCCUCAACAAAGCCUCCAUCAUCCACUCCAUUCGUCAACGAACGGCCAACUGCUCCCUCCCCGAGGGGAUUCUUGAUUCUCUUCAGAUUAUCGAACAGCUCGAUCGCCAACAAGGCCUCCCCAUCUCCGACUCCAUGCGUGCGGCCUUUUGCGCCCUCGCUGUCCAUUACACCCUUACUUCUUUGCCCCAUUCGUGGCCCUGCUUCUUCGAUGCCGUCCAGCGGAUUUGGCGAUUCCGAAUUCGAAAUAUAGAGGAUUCCGGGACCAGCCAGCUUCUUGGUCCUGAUUUACGUAAAUGGAGAGACGAAAUAGAAGCGGCGCUUUGGGAUAAUGAGAUCUCUCAUAAGUUGUUGGGGAUCAAUACCCAAGAUGAAGCACUGCGUGCUAUUAGGGUUUAUCUGGAGGAGGCUUGCUCGUCGAUGAAGCCUGCCUUCGUUAGGCUGGAAUUGGCUUCCCCUGCGGGACCCACAAUAGAUCCUGUUCCUGCUCAAUCCCCUCCCUGUUGCACUGACAAAGGGAAAAGGAUUAUGGGGGUGAAUUCUCAAACGAGAUUCAAGCUGCGUUCAUCCCACAGGCGCUAUAAAGGACCUGUUAUCAUUUCUGCCUCUGAGGAGGACGAGCCAUCUUGCAGUAAAUAUGGCUCCCUAUCAACUCCUGAAGUUAAUAAACUGCAAGAUGAACUUAAUUCUAGUACUUUAGAAGCUGGAGUAACUGAUCCCCUCCCCAAAGCCUUAGAAGUGACUGAAACUGACGAGGUUGCAUCUAACUUGGCAAGGAAAAAUUUGCAUACUAAAGGCAUUGUGGAAGACUGCAAUAAGGACAAAGGUGUUCCUGCAACUAGUACAGAUGUUCCUUCUACAUCUUUCAAUCCUACCAUGAGACAUGCUCAAGCUGAAGAAGGCAAUCAAGGAACUCAAGCUUUCAUCCAACAGAAUAAAGUGAAUAGGCCUAGCUUAAUUGAAAGGAAUGUCUCUGACCAAGCCCCUGCUCAUCGUCAUCAUUACAUCAACAAUGGGAAAGGGAUUCUGAAGGUGAAUUCUCAAACAAGAUGCAAGCUUCGUUCUUCCCACAGGCACCAUAAAGGACUUGUUAUCAUUGCUGAUUCAGAGGAGGGCAGGCCGUCUUGCAACAAAUAUGUCUCCCUAUCAACUCCUGAAAUUAAGCAAUUGCAAGACGCACUUAAGUCCAGUAAUGCUGACUUGCGAGCUGCAGUAACUGAUCCCCUCCCUGAAGCCUUAGAAGUGGCUGAAAGGGUUGCAUCUUACAUGGCUUGGAAAAAUUUGCAUGCUAAAUCCAUUGUAGAAGAAGGCCAUAAGGACAAGGGUGUUCCUGCAACAUCUGGAAAUCCUACUGUAGAUGUUCUUGAGACAUCUGUCAAUUGUACCAUUGAAUCUGCUCAAGCUAACUGGAUAGCAGCUGACAUAGCAGGGAAGAAUUUGUGUGUUAAGGCCCUUGGAGAAGACAACAGUAAGAUGGACAGGAGUGUUCCUCCUCCAUCUGUCAAUCCUAGCAGAGUUCCUGCUCAAGACAAGGAGGGCAGUCAAGGAAAUCAAGGUUCCCUUCAUCAGAAUAAGCCCAGCUUAAUGGAAAGGAAUUGCACUGCUCGCACUUAUGAGUGGGAGGAUUCAAUUGAUGUUUCCACUGAAGAGACAGCUAGUUGUUCGAACAAGUGUCGUUUACCUAGCCCUAAGACAAAGCACGUGUCUCCAUUGAAAGAGCAUGUAAUCCGAAAAUGGGUAAGAAAAAGAAAAAUGAACAGGUGGAGCAUAGAUGAAGAAAAAGCUUUGCAGGAGGGUGUGCUCAAUUUGAUAAUGAAGGUAUGGAACGAGCUGGACACUUAUUUUAUCGUCCAAUCCUGGAGCAUUCGUAAACAGAACUUCUGGUGAUCUGAAGGACAAGUGGAGGAAUAUGGGUGGAAAAUGAUGCGUGUUAUCAUAUUUUGUUGUUGUCUUAUUGUAAUUAAAGUUCAGAUUAACUUUUUGGGUUUGAUAGUCGUUGUGUAGAUAUGUUCGCAAUUGUACAUCCUAGAAUUUUAGGUAAACCUUUAUUAGAUAAAUAAUUUUUUUCUUUUUUUGUUUUUUUUGUCAUUCCAAAUGUGAAGUGGGUUUUCUUAUCUCGGUGAAAACUGACUACUGAGAUGAAUGAAAUUUUUACCAUAAAACAAAAAUUUCUCUCCUUUUUUUUAAUGUGAAUU
This is a messenger RNA of Durio zibethinus, 2441 nucleotides long. RefSeq lists its product as uncharacterized. NCBI's taxonomy places the organism in Eukaryota, Viridiplantae, Streptophyta, Magnoliopsida, Malvales, Malvaceae. The record is from RefSeq and is a predicted model, not a curated record.